CCGCCAGAGGAGUGCCGCAAGUAUAUCAAGGUGUUCCUGCAGUGGCAGAUUAUCGUCACCUCUCACAAGAACUUCACCUGGAUUGUCCAAAUGAACAACACCAAGGACUGCAGGAAAUGCUACUACGACAACGAGGCAGAGCCCUUCGAGGACAUGGCCGCUUGCAAGGCCUGCCACGUGCCCUUCCUGCCGCAAAUUGAGUCGGAGCCAGGCUGCCGUGACUGUCUGGAUGAAGACAAGGCCGACAGGAAGGCCUGCUACAAGUGCUUCCUGCAUAUGAAACACAAGGUCUCGGCGGCUAUCUGCCUUCUGCAUGCGGAAGUGCAGGUCAAGUUGGACAGGCUGCAUCUUUACCUCAAAGGGAAAUUGUAA
Messenger RNA from Dibothriocephalus latus, 372 nucleotides. The record is from the annotation of a GenBank genome assembly. Lineage: Eukaryota; Metazoa; Platyhelminthes; Cestoda; Diphyllobothriidea; Diphyllobothriidae.